Messenger RNA from Dermacentor albipictus, 2357 nucleotides. It is a transcript of the gene Dhod, whose product is annotated as dihydroorotate dehydrogenase 2. Gene Ontology annotation, molecular function: dihydroorotate dehydrogenase activity. Gene Ontology annotation, biological process: 'de novo' pyrimidine nucleobase biosynthetic process; UMP biosynthetic process. Gene Ontology annotation, cellular component: mitochondrial inner membrane; cytoplasm. Lineage: Eukaryota; Metazoa; Arthropoda; Arachnida; Ixodida; Ixodidae. The record is from RefSeq and is a predicted model, not a curated record.
UCAGGUUGUAGCACGGCGGUUAAAGCAACAAGGAAAGAAAAAGGCGAAAAGCUGCUAUCAAAAAACUAAUCUCGAAGGCUAUGCUUUGCGAACCGGAAACUUGUUCACCAUAGAGCUAUCCUAACCCGCCAUGCCUUGUGGCUCCCGUAAACUGCCGAGUUUUUCUCUAGUAGUGUCAGUGUAUGCUCGUCUGCUUGAAGACUCAGCGUGGCUUUUAAGUGCGUGUAGCCGUUUUUGAACCGUGGAGCCUUGAGCUCUUCAGCUUCAACAGCUGCACUGCAGUGGCUGCAAUCAACCCCGUAGCGUUUACUUUUUAGUAGCGCGUAAUCGACCUGUGACAAACUUCUCUUGUGAAUAGCCCACUUGUGACUAGGCCGGCGAGAUGUCAAGGGCUCGCCUCGCGCACAAGUUGAAAUCGAUGGCUGCCAUUGUGGGUGGGGCCUCCCUGAGCUUUGUGGGCGUGGCAACCAUGUGCGGACAGGCAGACUUCUACAGCCACUUCCUGAUGCCCGCCGUGCAUACUGUGCUGGACCCAGAGCGUGCACACCUGCUGGGUGUCCAGGUGGCGCGGCUGCAGCUGCUGCGUCCCCAGCGGGAGCCCGACCCUGAUGUUUUGCACACAGAGCUCUUUGGCCUGCAGUUCUCCAACCCAAUAGGUCUGGCAGCAGGCUUUGACAAGCAUGCAGAAGGUGUGCCUGGUGCCCAUGACUGGGGCUUUGGCUUUGUUGAGGUUGGCUCAGUGACCCCACUGCCACAGCCUGGAAACCCCCGGCCACGUGUGUUUCGGCUCACUGAAGAUCUUGCGGUGGUCAACAGGUACGGCUUCAACAGUGUGGGCCAUGAGCAGGUGUGGUCUUCCCUGCAUAGCAGCCGUGCUGCGUGGCGCGGCCCAGUGGGUGUCAACCUGGGUCGCAACAAGGAAAGUUCAAACGCAGCUGCCGACUACGUGGCAGGUGUUCACCGCUUUGCUGACCUGGCUGAUUACCUGGUGGUGAACGUGUCAAGCCCAAAUACUCCAGGGCUGCGCACACUGCAGGGGCGGCACCACCUUGAGAAUCUGCUGCGCAAGGUGCUGGAGGCAAGGGACAGCUUACCCAGGAGACUGCCCGUGCUGGUCAAGAUUGCCCCCGACCUGAGUGAUGAGGAGAAAGCAGACAUUGCAGCUGCUGUCACAAACACCAAGGUAGAUGGCCUGGUAGUGUGCAACACGACCGUCUCACGGCCCAGCAGUCUGCGCAGUGAGCACCGGGCUCAGCCGGGGGGCCUCAGUGGCAGGCCACUCAGGGACCUCUCCACACAGACCAUUGCAGACCUCUACCGCCUCACAAAAGGAUCCAUACCGAUUGUGGGUGUUGGAGGUGUGUUCUCUGGUGAGGAUGCGUACGCCAAGAUCCGCGCGGGGGCAUCUGCUGUGCAGCUGUACUCUGCCCUCAUCUACAACGGUCCACCUGUGGUGCGCACGGUCAAGACACAGCUGGCCGAGCUGCUCAGACAAGAUGGAUAUAUAAGAGUUCAAGACGCCGUUGGAGCUGACCACAAAAAAUGAAGAAGGCAAAGAUAUCUGUGCCACAGACCUUUUAUUUUUCUGCACCGAAAGAAUACGCUUUACAUUGAAAAUUGUUUGAAGACUUGUCUUAGUUUUAAAGCUGCAGAGUGCUUGGUACAAUAUAAAAGGAUGGAAAGUUAGGCGGGUUCGUGCGGUAACAUAUUUUUAGUUUAUAGUGUGAAGGGACACAGACUAAGACUAGAAGCAGACAGGACGAGCGCUCAUUCUGUCUGCUUCUAGUCUUCAUCUGUGUCCCUUCGCUCUAUAAACUAAAGAAUUGGUACAAUAGUAGGGCUGCGAAUGUUGUGCAGUAGUUUUUUAUGCAGCACCACAGAAGCAAGUGACCAGCUGCAGUUGAUGAGUGGGAGCAUAAAGCUCCGAGGUUACGCCAUAGCAGAGUGCUUAGUGAAGAUGACCAGUGAAGAUGACUGUCAAAGUAAGCCAAGCCUAUAAUGUUUUGAACUAUCCUUUCUAGUUAAACUUCUUGUCUGUUUGAAGAGUUGUCAUUUACUGGAGCUGUUCAAUGGCUGCGUGACACCAUCUAGCACAUGCAUGACAGCAACACACGCCGCUAUGUGUGUGCCUGGUGACAAACACACGACUUCCUUUUGUCGUAAACAUGUGAAGCAGCAUGUAACCUUAGACAGAACAAAAAAGACAGCAGACUUAGGCAGUUCAUUCUGCUCUGAACUCAUUUACUGCAACAGUAGCAUUCUCCUGCCUUGAAGAUGACCAGUAAAUUAUUUUCCAGCGAACAUGCGGCUCAUACUGACUAUGCACUAUUAAAAAAAGUUGGACCCUUUGAUGCUUA